AUGGCCAACAAUCAAGAAGGCUUAAUUGAUAUAGUAUUCAGAGUUGGGGGUGCUUUUGUUCCCAAAAAAGUGUCAAAAUCAAAAAGCCUUGCUUUGCUGGUGUGGCUUAAGUUCAGCAAUGUGAUUGUUUUGAGGAAAGCUCUUAGAGUGCAUGCCAUAGAAAAUAGGAAUGAGUACUACUUUUUGCACAAUGAUAGUAGUAGGAUUACUACUCAAUGUAGGAAUAGAUGUGGGUGUAAGUAUGAAACAAAGACAAGUAGGAUGCCUUUGUGUAUAUGCAAGGGUGGAGUGAAGUGCAAUUUCAAGAUCCAUGCUACUAAGUUAAAAAAAACGCAGACUUGGCAAAUUAAAAGCAUGAGGUUAAAGCAUAUGUGUGUGAGAAGCAAGGAGAACAAGAAGGUCACUGCAGAGUUCAUUGUAGAGAGGUACCUUGAGGAGUUUAGAAGUAACCCAACCUGGAAAAUUAAGCAGAUCAGGGAUAGGGUGCUGCAAGAUCUUAGGGUUCAAGUGACCUACUACAGAUGUUGGAUGGCUAGAUGUAGAGCUAAGUUGAUAAUUUUUGGUUCAGCAACAGAGCAAUAUGCAAGGGUAUGGGAUUAUGGGAAGGGUUGUAGGCCAAUCAUUGGGGUGGAUGGCUUCCACUUGAAAGGAGCUUACCCUGGGCAGAUAUUAGUUGUAGUGUCCAAAGAUGGGAACAACAACAUUUACCCUAUUGCUUGGGCAACCUGUGAGGCUGAAAAUAGGGAGACUUGGGUUUGGUUUCUGGAAUCACUAAUGCACAGCCUUGGGAGUGCAGAUGGCUCUGGCUUCACCUUCAUGUCAGACAGGCAGAAGGGACUAGUUGAAGCCCUAGCUGAAGUUGUGCCAAGUGCAGAAACAAGGUUCUGUGUUAGGCACAUUUGGUCAAAUUUCAAGCUGAAGUUCAGUGGAUCAAUGUUCAAGGAGCUUUUCUGGAGUGCUGCAAGAGCAACAACACAUCUUGAGUUUCAGAUUCAAAUGCAAGAGAUAAGGGAGCUUAAUGAGCAGGCUUAUCAGUACUUGAACAACAUCCCCACUCAACACUGGUGCAUGCAUGCAUUCAGUGAUAGUUGCAGGUCCAACAUGUUACUAAACAACAUGUGUGAGACUUUCAACUCAGUUAUUAGAGAUGCAAGAGAUAAACCUAUCCUCACCCAAAUGGAAUGGAUGAGGAGGGAUGACACUUUUGAAGUGCAGCUGAAUGAUGACCAAGUUCUAGUUGACUUGGAGAAUGGAACUUGUUCCUGCAAUCAUUGGCAGUUGAUAGGCAUCCCAUGUGUUCAUGCCUUUGCAUGCAUUAUGGACCAAAGGAGUGAUGCUGAGCAAUAUGUGCACCCCUUUUACAGUAUGGAGAGCUACAGAGCUGCAUAUGAGCCUGCAAUUCAACCAAUGCCAGGCCCAAAGCACUGGGAGACAAGGGGGCAGCAAAGAGCACAGAGAAGGAAGAGUCAGUGCAAGAGCUGUGGUGGAUUUGGCCACUAUGCCAAGACUUGCAAGCGCCCAACUGUACCUGAACCCACUGAUGAAAGAACUGCAGGAAGGCCCCCUUUAAACUCACCAUGGGUUGUUGAGCAAAGGAAGAAGAGUGAGAUUAAAGCUGCUAAGAAGAGUGCAGUAGGGGCUAGUCCAAACAGCAUUGGGAACAAGACCUUUCCUUAA
Chenopodium quinoa (quinoa) is the source of this 1677-nucleotide messenger RNA. RefSeq lists its product as uncharacterized. The record is from RefSeq and is a predicted model, not a curated record. Lineage: Eukaryota; Viridiplantae; Streptophyta; Magnoliopsida; Caryophyllales; Amaranthaceae. The coding region runs from base 1 to 1677 and encodes 558 amino acids. Gene Ontology annotation, biological process: DNA transposition. Gene Ontology annotation, molecular function: transposase activity; zinc ion binding; DNA binding. The transcript has 8 exons.